This is a messenger RNA of Suillus clintonianus, 582 nucleotides long. RefSeq lists its product as uncharacterized. Bases 8 to 484 code for a protein of 158 amino acids. Lineage: Eukaryota; Fungi; Basidiomycota; Agaricomycetes; Boletales; Suillaceae. The record is from RefSeq and is a predicted model, not a curated record. The transcript has a single exon.
GCCCUGCAUGUUUUUCAUGUUCGGAAAAUGCCGUCGGACUUCCAGGAACCUGAGCUUCUGGGAUGUCCUACGCAGGCUCUCUGUCGCAAAGCACGGUCAAGUAUCUGCUGUCGAGCACACUGCCACAGAUAUAUCCAAGGGCGUCGGUCCUGUGGAUGGCGUUCGUUACUCCCUCCACGUCAAGCUGAACGGUGCCAAGAACAUUGAAGAAUUCGCAUCGACACAUGACGAGGAGAAUGGGAGGAUAGUAAUGGCCAUUAGACAUCGCACUCGAGCCUUCUGGGUCGUUCAGUAUCAUCCCGAAUCAGUUCUCACACGCGGUAGGGGUAUUAGCGCGGACCUGAACCCCGUUCUUGUGGGCGAGUUACACGCCCAUAGAAUCAGAAGGCAGAAGGAAUUUUGGGCACUCCGUGGCCAUCCGUUCGCCCAUCUCCAAACACCCCUCGUAUCAACACGCCACUAUCCGUUUCCACGAUACAAUUAAGCAUCCCAGGCUUGUUUGUUCCAUAUGCGAGGUCUUGGGCAUCGACAAUGACUCGUCUCCCUUCGUUAUGCUGGAAUCUGCUGCACAGCCAGGCUGGU